CCCAACUCAAUGGACGUCGUUGUCGUUACUCAUCACUAAUUUUUUUUGUAAUCUGUGGUUAUUUUUUUAUUAAAAAAAUUGUGAGAAUAAUGGCACAAAGAUCUAUUUUAUCGUUUUUCUCUAAGGCAAACGAAAAAAAUGGCAAUGUGGGGAAAAACAGCGUUGAUAAUAAAUCCAGUUAAACAGAUGAUUCGAAACAAUAUUUACGUUGGUUGUGUGGUAUUGCGCAGUGUCUCAAAAGAUGCAUUUAUUCGUGUUCAGCGAAAGGAUUACUUGUUCCGCAAUGCCACGGCGUUUUACCGCUUUCCGACCGCAAACGUGUUUGUUAGCAAUAAUCGUUUAUUUUCUAUUCGCUCAAUUGCUACGACCAGUGACUGUCACAGGAAAAAUAAGCUAACCGUACAUACUUCCAGUGAGGAUAGCCCUUUGAAGAAACAAACAUCCAAGUCGGCAGUUUCAGAUUCCUCUCCUUCCCCGUCGCCACAAAAAGAGACAACUACCACCAGUAAGAUUUCAAAACGACCCCGCAUCGCAUCAUCUAGCAGUGAAGAUGAAUCGCCGGCCUCCAAGUCGAAAGUUUCGCCUGGAGAGCCAGCCAAAUCAAUUAAAAAAGAAGAAAGCCUCACGAAACCGUCUCCAAAAAGUCCACCUAAAGCAAAAAAGACAUCAAAAAAUUCUAAAAAGAAUUCCCCGAAACAAAAACCUCUUGUGAAGGAGGAGAAGAAAGAUGUGCUAAGUAAAAGUGAAUCAGAAGCUGACAUUAACAUGACUGCGAAAGAAUUGAAAAAAGAAGCUGAAUCGCCAAAAAAGACUAAAACCUCCGAUGAUACAAAGGAUAAAUCCGCUAACGUAAUGAAUUUUUUUACCAGUGGAAAGAAAGAUUCUACUGCUACUAGUUCUAAGGUGGAAAUCGGAACCGAUUACAAUCCUGGAAAGAAGAACUAUCAUCCAAUUAACGAUGCGUUCUGGAAGAAAGGAGAAAAAAUACCGUACCUAGCGUUAGCCCGUACAUUUGAAAUCAUCGAGGAAACGAGUGGUCGGUUGAAAAUGACGGAGACCCUUAGCAAUUACUUCCGGUCGGUGAUUGUCUUAAGUCCGUAUGACUUGCUGGCAAGCGUGUAUUUAAGUUUGAAUCAAUUAGCCCCUGCUUACGAGGGCGUUGAAUUAGGCAUCGCCGAACAUACAUUAAUGAAAGCAAUUGCUCAGAGCACGGGCCGAAGUUUGGCUCAAAUCAAGACGGACGCUCAGAAUACGGGAGACUUGGGUCUGGUUGCAGAGCAGUCCAAGAGCAGUCAGCGCGUAAUGUUCCGACCGGCAGCGCAUACCGUGGGAGGAGUUUUUAGUAAAUUACAAGAGAUUGCUAAAAUGACUGGAACAGCUUCGAUGGCGAAGAAAAUGGAUAAAAUCCAGUCAAUGUUUGUCGCAUGCCGCCACUCGGAAGCGCGCUUCAUUAUUCGAUCGUUGGCUGGUAAACUGCGAAUUGGUCUGGCAGAGCAGUCACUACUUCAAGCACUUGCCCAGGCAUGCGCAAUGACGCCGCCAAAUCAAGAGGAUAUUGAGGAACCGAUCGUUAACGCGCUUUCCAAAUGUAGUGAAGCGACGGCCAAGUCUAAGGUGGACGAAAUUGCAUUGAUUCUAAAAACGGUAUACUGCCAAUGUCCCAACUACAAUCAGAUUAUACCGGUUCUGUUAAAACAUGGUGUAGAUCAGCUGUUGGAGAGGUGUCCCAUGGUUCCAGGAACACCGCUCAAACCUAUGCUGGCUCAUCCGACCAAGGGUGUGCAGGAGGUUUUAGAACGUUUCGACGGGAUUGAUUUCACCUGCGAGUGGAAGUACGACGGUGAGCGCGCACAAAUCCAUUUACUCGAAGACGGGGGUGUCAAUAUCUAUAGCCGAAAUCAGGAGAACAAUACUAGCAAAUAUCCGGAUAUUAUUGCACGGCUUGAUCACACCCGGACAGAUUCAGUGAAAACUGCUAUUUUGGAUUGCGAAGCAGUUGCUUGGGAUCCAGAAAAGCAGCAGAUUUUACCAUUUCAAGUGUUAAGCACCCGGAAGAGGAAGGAUGCCAGCGAGGCAGACAUUAAAGUACAGGUAUGUGUUUUUAUGUUUGAUCUGCUAUAUCUGAAUGGCAAUCCGCUUGUUCAGCGACCGUUCUUAGAACGUCGCGAGCUACUGUACAAACACUUCCGGGAAAUACAAGGUCAGUGGAAAUAUGCCACCCGGCUUGAUACAAACGAUGUAGACGAAUUGCAGCGAUUCUUAGACGAAGCGGUUAAAGGUAACUGUGAAGGUUUAAUGGUGAAAACUCUCCAGAAAGAGGCAACAUAUGAAAUCGCUAAACGAUCUAGAAAUUGGUUGAAAUUAAAGAAAGAUUAUCUUUCUGGUGUUGGCGAUUCGCUCGAUUUGGUAGUUAUCGGAGGUUAUAAAGGCAAGGGUAAGCGGACAGGGACUUAUGGCGGUUUUUUGCUUGCUUGCUACGACGAAGAUAAUGAAGAGUAUCAAAGUAUUUGCAAAAUUGGAACCGGUUUUUCAGAUGAGGAUUUACAGAAGCACACCGAUUUCCUGAAGGAACGGAUAAUACCACGAGCCAAGAAUUACUAUCGCUAUGACUCAGGCCAUGAACCUGAUGACUGGUUCGAACCAGCACAAGUGUGGGAGGUAUUGUGUGCGGACCUCUCGUUAAGUCCCGUGCAUCGUGCAGCUUUGGGCAUAAUCGAUGGAGAGAAAGGAAUAUCGUUACGUUUUCCUCGAUUCAUUCGCAUCCGCGAUGAUAAAUCUGUAACUGAUGCAACAUCUGCGAAACAAGUGUCCGAUAUGUACCUUAAUCAGGACCAGAUAAAAAAUCAGCAAAGUGGCAAGCAGCGGGAUAUCGAAGAGGACUUUUACUAACUAAAACAUGAGAGCACGCUUAAAUUAUGUUUUUUGUCUUAAUCUUAAUGCUUCAUAAUUUACAAUAAAAUUGCUUACAAAAAAUA
Sabethes cyaneus is the source of this 2975-nucleotide messenger RNA. RefSeq names its product DNA ligase 1 (gene DNAlig1). Gene Ontology annotation, cellular component: nucleus; mitochondrion. Gene Ontology annotation, molecular function: DNA ligase (ATP) activity; DNA binding; ATP binding. NCBI's taxonomy places the organism in Eukaryota, Metazoa, Arthropoda, Insecta, Diptera, Culicidae. Gene Ontology annotation, biological process: DNA biosynthetic process; lagging strand elongation; DNA repair. The coding region runs from base 139 to 2889 and encodes 916 amino acids. The transcript has 5 exons. The record is from RefSeq and is a predicted model, not a curated record.